AUGCAGACCGCCGAUGCGGUGUUUGAGGCCGAUGCGAGCUUGAUCACGGCUCUCCAACAUGAGAGAAGGCAGCAGCCGGGACAGCAAGGCACGCGUGCAGUAAAAGUAGCCACGGGCGCAGUAUCAUCGACUGGUGUCGAUGAGAGUGCUCCCUUGUUGGGAUCGCAGGGCGAGGACAACAGCAACGAGCCACCCUCAUGGUCUGGACCAUCCACAGAAUUUGAUCACCUGCCAUGGUAUAAAAGACCAUCAAUGGGCUGGAUGCUUGGACCAUUCUUCAUCCUCGCCGUGGCCUUCGGGGGUGUAAUAGCGCCCAAGUUAAACCUCAUAAUAGAUCUGGUGUGUCGCGAAUAUAUUGCCGACAGAGUGGCAUCUGAGCCUGGCUUUACCAUGAUGCCUGUGAACUUCAACGGAGGCAGCAACCGCCAAUGCCAGAUUCCAGAAGUGUCAUCUCGGGCAAGUCUGUUCACAGGACUGGCGACCAUCGUUGCGGGAACGCUUUCUGCAAUUGCAAGUCCAAAGCUAGGAGCCCUUUCCGAUCGAUAUGGACGCAAACCGCUCAUUAUUGUCACCAGCAUUGGCACGAUACUGGGAGAGAUCAUCUUCAUAUUCGCCGCACUAUUCCCAGAGAAAUUUCCCCUCUCAGCAUUGCUGAUAAGCUACGCUCUGGACGGGGCGACUGGAUCGUUCAUCUUGGCCAUGGCGCUGUCGAACGCAUAUGCAACAGACUGCACUUCGCCUGGCAGACGUAAUGUAGCUUUUGGUUAUUUCCACGCCUCUCUUUUCACUGGCAUUGCGAUUGGGCCCAUCCUUGCCGGCUACAUAGUCAAGCUGACGGGCGAAAUCGUGGUGGUGUUCUAUGUGCUCACUGGCGUACACGUUGCUUUUUUGCUAUUCUUAACGUUUGUCAUCCCCGAAUCACUCUCCAAGAGUAGGCAGAAGAAGGCCCGCGAACUACACGCAAGCCGUGAGGUCCAGAGAGGUCCGAACGGGGAUUGGAUCAAUCAGCUGCGAUCUCUCAACAUCCUCGCGCCUUUGAAGAUGCUCUACCCCACUGGGCCUGGGACCAGUCCGGCCCUGCGAUGGAACCUCAUCCUUCUCUGUGCGGUGGACACUAUCAUUUUUGGCGUGGGCAUGAGWUCGAUGACCGUGGUUGUCAUCUACGUCCGCCAACAAUUCGGAUGGGAGACAUUCGAAUCUGGACGUUACAUGUCGAUUGUGAGCACUUCUCGUGUUCUCGUGCUCCUCCUACUGCUCCCGGCCGUGACACGGUUGCUACGAGGCAAAAAGUCACAGGCCUCUGAUCGGAAGAAUACCGGCUGCGACACGUUCGAUCUGAGUGUCAUACGGGUGGCAACUCUCUUUGAUGCGCUUGGUUUCCUUGGCUUCUCGCUUUCACGUACGGGCUCGCUUUUCACAUUAUCUGGUGUCGUCGCCGCUGUAGGUGGCGUUGGUUCGCCGACAUUACAGUCUGCAUUGACCAAGCACGUCCCCGAGGAGCGCACUGGACAGCUGCUAGGUGCCACCAGUCUGCUUCACUGUCUUGCGCGAGUUGUGGCUCCUGCGGUUUUCAGUGCAAUAUUUUCUGCCACGGCCAAGAGUUUUCCACWGGCCGUUUUCGUUUGUUUGGGUGCUACUUUUGUGCUUGCUUUCGUUGCAAGUUGGCUGAUAAAGACUGGAGUAUAUUACGAUGCCGAGAAGGCCGAUGAACCAGAUACCGGGGAGUGGCAGAGGUAG
This is a messenger RNA of Ramularia collo-cygni, 1737 nucleotides long. Its product is annotated as related to tetracycline-efflux transporter. Gene Ontology annotation, molecular function: transmembrane transporter activity. Bases 1 to 1737 code for a protein of 578 amino acids. NCBI's taxonomy places the organism in Eukaryota, Fungi, Ascomycota, Dothideomycetes, Mycosphaerellales, Mycosphaerellaceae. Gene Ontology annotation, biological process: transmembrane transport. The transcript has 2 exons. The record is from RefSeq and is a predicted model, not a curated record. Gene Ontology annotation, cellular component: membrane.